Molecule: messenger RNA, 835 nt
Organism: Patiria miniata (bat star)
Lineage: Eukaryota; Metazoa; Echinodermata; Asteroidea; Valvatida; Asterinidae
Exons: 3
Coding region: 1-600 (199 amino acids)
Source: RefSeq, a predicted model, not a curated record
AUGUGUAGCGCCAUGAUCAAGGCUGCACCCGGUGAUGAUCUGACCGCGCUUCGUGAGAAGGCUUUCGCGGCUUUCAGAACCGAGUGCCGUGGUAAACAAGGCAAUCUCAACGACACCAAAUCUUGCUCGUUCACUUUGGAGCCGUCCGACCCUCCAGUUGCCACGUUCAUCUUGCAGCCGCUGAGGGCGCCUUUCCUGUUGGACUUCGAUGUAAAGACCCACCGCGAUGCCAUAAUAGUCCUGGCGGAGGAAAAGACAGAAGCGUCUGUCUUUGCCUGGAUCACCAUAGGUGGCUGGUCAAGACAGAGGUCGGCCAUCCGUGCCUGUUUCGUCUAUGCCUCACAGGAAUGCCACCAGUUGCUGGGUGGGCGUUCAGAGCACAUCGAGGUAGAUAUCGUCGUCGACAGUGAAAGUCGCCCCUUUUGGAUGGCGUACAAACACGGCGUGGUGACCGUCGGCAAAGGAGGACAGGAGGAGGCUUUCUUGGAGUGGGACGCCGCUGCGUAUCAUCAUCGCCACAUAUCAACGCCCGUAUACGUCGGUAUAAGUUCUUGGAGACAUGUACCCGCGGAGUGGGUGUUCUACCAAUUCUGUGCUUAAAAAAACAAAAGCAUUGGGCAUGAUGAGGGUGCUGUAUUUCGAGGUUCAGACAGAAAUAUUUAGGCAAUUCAGCAAAAUACUGCAAUCUUAUGAUUUUAAGAAAUGUCGUUUUUUAAGUAUAGCAACCGUCAUACUUUCUCUACAUGUGCUAAAUGGGAGACAAGUGAGAACGAGGUUGACACCCUACCUGCGUCACGAAAAUAUAAGUCAUAGUUUUGGAAAUGAUCAAAUUGGA